CCCGCGGCCGCCGCCGCCUCCCCACCGGGCCCGCCUGCCAGGCCCCCAGGGCGCCGGCGUGGGAGCCCAGGUGCUCGCGGCCCCGGCGUCCGGGCCGCAGCUCGCCCGUCGCGCCCCGGCUGCGCCCCCGCGCGUCGCCCAUGGCUGAGGGCCGGCGGCGGGAAGACGAGGAGGAAGAGCUGCGCGAGCGCCGAGAGCUCGCGGCCCCCCGCCGCGCCCGGGGCCGCGCGCUGUCGGGUCACUCGGCCGCAGAUCGCAACGAACGAAAUAAACCAGAGCAGCGUUCUUCAAGCCAAGGACCCUUGUCGUCCAUUAGAGCGGUAAUCAAGAGAUCUUCUCGGACUUCUAUUCAAAGUGAGCUUCACCGAGAUAGGAGGCGCCCAGAGAUCACCAUUGUGGCAGCUGAGCCCCUGAGGCCGGCCUCGUGGUUUCCAGGAGCCCCACCCCCAGGACUGGGAUUUCCACCGUCUUCUGCCGCAGGCCCAUGGAGAACCAAUGAGCUAGUUCCUGCUGAGCUUCCACCAUCUUAUGAACAAGUCAUAAAAGAAAUUAACCAAGUUCAAGUUAAUGCUACAAAUAAUAAUAAUGCUGCUGCCAUUUCAAGGCGCACUAUUACUUCGGCAACUCAGACAGACUUUUCAGAAGAAAUAGACAACCAUCUGCCUCAAAGUAAUGCAACACUACAGGCACCUCUCAAGCCUCUUCAGCCUCCCCCAGUGGUCUCAGCCUGUGAUCUCCUGUCAAGUGUGGCGCCUUUAAUAGUCUUUGAUAAUUCUGAAGCACAGAAUUGUCCAGAAAACUCCAGUGCUACAAGAUGUCCAGUGCCAAGACCAAGAUCAAAAAGCAACCUCAGACCAGUAGCCAGAGAUACUCCCAUUAAAGAGCAAAAUCACCAGAAAAUCAGCCCAGUGGCCACAGAAGAGGAAUCUUCCCCAAGCCAGUGCCAGUUUCUGUUGGACAAUACCAACGGCUUGGAUGGUCAGGCCGUGAUGAACAUCAUGAAUGCAGAGCGAAGCCAAAACAGUGUUGUUUCAAAGAUCAAAGCAUUUGAGGGUCAGACAAAUACAGAAAUCUCGGGUCUACCUAAGAAACCAGAAAUUGCUCCCCGCACACUCCCCUCAAGGCCUGCUGUUCCCUCAGGGAAACCCGCUGUGGCUCCCAAACCAGCUGCUAACAGAGCUUCUGGACAAUGGGACUCCUGGACUGAAAAUAGACUCAAGCUGGCCUCCAGGGAAGGGCUCCCCCCAUACUCCUCGGCACAGGAAGCAGGGAGCAUCCCGGUAACCAAACCUGAAUUGCCAAAGAAGCCAAGUGCUGGCCUCACACAACGUGUUAAUCAUGAGAGUCUGGGAGGAGGGCCUCUGGCUGAGAGCCCCGAUAGUGGCAGGAAAGUCCCAACUCCUGCUCCUCGGCCUUUACUGCUAAAGAAGUCUGUUUCCUCAGAAAACCCCAGCCCUGUGACUUCCCUGAGCCCUGUCGCUGCUCCUCCCCAGCUCUUGGUGGCAUCACAAGCCAAAGCAUUCAGGUCACUGGGGGAAGGACCUCCACCAGCUGCCCCAGUCCCAGUUGUGCAGAGCAAGCCUCCAGGAGACAUUGACCUCAUUAGUUUUGACGAUGAUGUUUUACCCACCCCAUCUGGGAACCUGGGUGAAGAGUCUGUUAGUUCAGAGAUGGUUCUGGAUCCCUUUCAGCUCCCCACAAAAACAGAACCAACAAAAGAAGGAGCAGUUCUACCAGCACCCACCAGGAAGCCCACUGUGAUUCGGAUUCCAUCCAAACCAGGAAAAUGUUUACAUGAGGAUCCACAAAGCCCACCUCCUCUCCCUACUGAAAAACCUAUUGGAAACACUUACAGUACAGUAUCUGGGAAACUCAGUAAUAUUGACAGAACUAGAAACUUGGCAACUGACCAUGCUGGUCAAACAGGAGGCUCUGCGCGAGGACCCCCACGGUUGCCACCAAGACCUGUAAAUGGAAAAGUCGUACCAGCUCGACAGCCUGCUUCCAAGGGGGCCCCCGAGAGACCACCUCCCCCUAAACUUGCUGCAAGCAGAACAUCAAACAAAAAGCUGCUCUUGAGUCGGUCAUCUUCUGACAUGGACCUUCAGAAAAAACAAGGAAACUUAGCAUCUGGACUCUCAAAAGCCAAGAGUCAAGUCUUUAAAAAUCAAGAUCCAGUGCUGCCCCCUCGCCCCAAACCAGGACACCCUCUCUACAGGAAAUACAUGCUGCCAGUGCCUCAUGGAAUUGCCAAUGAAGACAUUGUCCCCCAGAACCCUGGAGAACUCUCUUGUAAGGGCCCACGCCAUGCCCAGAAGCCUGUUGACAGUAGUGCCCCUCAUGCUGUCGUUCUUCACAAUUUCCCAGCAGAACAAGUUGAUGAUUUGAACCUCACUUCUGGAGAAAUUGUUUAUCUUCUGGAAAAAAUAGAUACAGAUUGGUACAGAGGAAAAUGUAGAAACCAGACUGGCAUAUUUCCUGCCAGCUAUGUCAAAGUAAUUAUUGAUGUUCCAGAAGCUGGAAAUGGGAAAAGAGUAUCAUCCGUUUCAUCUCACUGUGUUAAAAGCCCAAGAUGUGUUGCUCGAUUUGAAUACAUUGGAGACCAGAAGGAUGAGUUAAGUUUUUCGGAGGGAGAAAUUAUUACUCUUAAAGAGUAUGUGAAUGAAGAAUGGGCCAGAGGAGAACUUCAAGACAGAACUGGGAUUUUUCCCCUUAACUUUGUGGAACUCAUUGAGGAUCAUCCCACUUCUGGUGCAAAUGUUUUAAGCACAAAAGUACCACUGAAGACCAAACAAGAUUCUGGUGCUAAGUCUCAGGAUAAUACCCUUUCUGGAGAAUGGUGUGAGGCUCUUCACAGUUUCCCAGCAGAGGCCAGUGAGGACUCAUCCUUUAAGAGGGGAGACCAGAUCCUGAUCCCCGAGCGUCUGGACGCUGCCUGGCCCAGGGACCGACUGUGCGGCAAGGAGGGGGUCUUUCCAGCAGCCUUUGUGCGACCCUGCCCAGCAGAGGCAAAAAUUGUGUCUGCUUUAGCACCGAAGGGGAGGAAGGCCAAAGCCUUAUAUGAUUUCCACGGGGAAAAUGAAGAUGAACUUUCCUUCAAGGCUGGAGAUAUACUAACAGAGCUGGAAUCUGUAGAUGAUGACUGGAUGAGCGGAGAACUAAUGGGAAAAUGUGGGAUAUUUCCCAAAACCUACGUUCAGUUUUUAUGAGUCAGCUAAAGGUGAAGCUUAACUGUGUUCCUUGGCACAUGAACUCACUUGAACUAUCACUUUGACUAUCAGAUAUGUUUUUGCACUAUUUUAAAAAAAAUAUCUAUGCUGUACAUGGUACACUAGAAUUUUCUGAAAGCAGAAAAUGUCUAGAUUUUGUGGUUAGCUUUCAUUUCAUUCACAGUAGAAGUGUGCACAUGGAACCUGUGAGAAAAUGUUACCAAGGAAAACAUCUAGCAGGAAAGAUACAUGUCCUCCAGGGAAGCACCUAGUGACCUGGCAGCCUGGGGACACUUACAAGCAGAAGUUGCACUUGGCCGUCUAUUUUUAUCACCACAAAUAAAUUAACUGUGCUUCUUCAUUUUUUUUAACUUUCAUUUAAAAAGAGAACAUUUGAGAUUCUACAUACUGUAACUAUCAGAAUAUGGGUUGGUAAUCUAAAUUUCAUUUUUGAUAUUCAAAUUAACCAUAACAACUUAAGCACAUCCUUAUUAAGUAGGGCAAAUUCUUGCUUCAGGAAUAGGUAAUUUCUUGACUAGUUGGAGCCUUGUAAGCGAGUGGUGAGUCAUCUCAUGCUCACGAAAUGCUCCUUGUGUUACUGUCUCCACUUUGUCCAAGGAUUUGAAGGGGGUUGAAAUUUGAUAUAUCGUAGUCAAGAGAACCAAAACCAUCCUGAAAUGUCUUGUUAAUACAACUAACCCUUCCACAUAUAUGCCGUACUUAAUUAUUUCCUCCAUGUAUACUUUAUGUUAACAGGGUUAUUAUAAAAGCACAUUUUUUUUGAAUCUGCAAUCAUUCUUUUGACAAUUACUGGUACCCAAAGAAAAAUUCAUUUUCUUUGCAUUACCCCAGUAAUAUAUAAAAGCUGUGUCUCUGUAAUAGUGGUAUAUUACAAAUCACAUAUAUCUCAGAAUACAGAGCAACUGUUAAGAUUGAAAACAAUGCCAAACCUCCACAGCUCAUUUCUUCCCAGUAUAAUCAGAAUGAAAAAUAAGGUAAGAAGACUGAAGGCUGAUACUUUGAGGUUUUUUUUCCCAGCUCAUCCCUGCACAAUUAUUAGAAUAAAUUAAAAAACCACUUUCCUGCUAUCCAUUGUUAUUCAUUCCAGGCCUAAGGUAAAAAUGGCUCUUUAUAUGACUGAAUUAAUUACAGUUUACGGGCUAAAGCCAAAUAGGUCGAAGACAAUCUGCCAAACAGAUCAGUGGAAUAGUUUCAUUGGAAAUGUAAAACAUUUUCCCAACAAUGGUUCAUGACUUUCUUCCAUUUUUUAUAAGAGUUUCAUAUACUGGCCCACUUUUUAGCUUUUAUUGUUGUUUCCUAUUGUCCAAAAAUAGGCAGCCAGUGGUCAAACUAUUAUGUGAACAUCACAUGGGGUUCUGUAAGGGAAGAGGUAUUUACUUUGUCUUUGAUUAAAGUUCAUCUCCCAGUUAUAUGGUUACAAAUGAUUUUGGAGUAUGAGAGCUGUUUUUUCUAUAUGUUUUGAGUAAAGAAGACUAUAAAAAAUGUCAAAUUUCAUUCAAGGGUAAUUUCAUGAGAAAUGGAGGUAUUAAAGCAUUAUCCUAGCUAAAUUCCCAUCUGCAGCAAGCUGUACAACAGAAGAAAGUGCGGGGUGGGGGGAGUACAGUACGACAUGAGGUAUAUUACUUUGCCUAUGUAAUUUUAACAUCUUGCAUCAAAGAUCAUGAAAACCUAGCUUUAUUGGAGAAUAAUAUCCCUCUUAAAUUUUGGCUUUCUGUCAGCAGAAUGAUAAGUGCAAUAGUUGUAAAUCUACUUGACACUGUAAUAAACUGAACUGAACUUUUCAAAGUC
Molecule: messenger RNA, 5018 nt
Organism: Manis pentadactyla (Chinese pangolin)
Lineage: Eukaryota; Metazoa; Chordata; Mammalia; Pholidota; Manidae
Gene: SH3D19
Product: SH3 domain containing 19
Exons: 20
Coding region: 141-3209 (1022 amino acids)
Molecular function (GO): protein binding
Source: RefSeq, a predicted model, not a curated record